Cavenderia fasciculata is the source of this 1281-nucleotide messenger RNA. RefSeq names its product peptidase S10 family protein. Lineage: Eukaryota; Evosea; Eumycetozoa; Acytosteliales; Cavenderiaceae. The record is from RefSeq and is a predicted model, not a curated record. Bases 1 to 1281 code for a protein of 426 amino acids. Gene Ontology annotation, biological process: proteolysis. The transcript has 6 exons. Gene Ontology annotation, molecular function: serine-type carboxypeptidase activity.
AUGAAUGACUUUAGGACUCUCUUUACUAAAAAUAAUCUAUUCUAUUCUUCUACAAAAAAAAAGGUUUCAGUAACAUCAAUGACCAUAAAGACAGAUACAGCCACUACUACAUCCUAUUCUGGCUAUUUCAAUGUUAAUGAAACCACCAAUGCUAACCUCUUUUACUGGUUUUUUGAAGCUCAAACUAAUGCAUCAACUGCCCCAUUUGUAAUUUGGUUGACAGGUGGACCUGGUUGUUCAUCUGAGAUGGCUAUCUUUUACGAAAAUGGUCCAUUCAAGAUUAAUGAAGACCUUUCUCUUGCUUCAAACCCAUACAGUUGGAAUUUAGUUUCAAACAUUUUAUAUGUUGACAGUCCAGUUGGAACUGGUUUUUCAUAUGUUGAGGAUCCAAGUGGAUACUCUACCAAUGAAGUUGAAGUUGCUUCUAAUCUUUACAGUUUGCUUACUCAAUUCUUUGAAAAGUAUCCACAAUAUGCUGGUCUUCCAUUCUUUGUUUUUGGUGAAUCAUAUGCCGGACAUUAUGUACCAGCUCUUUCAUACUACAUCUUUGAACAAAAUAAGGUUAGUGGAGUCAAGAAGAUUAAUCUCAAGGGUUUGGCCACUGGUAAUGCCAUGGUUUAUCCAAAGGUUCAAUAUGGAAGUCUUGGUCUCAUGGCCUACUCGCAUGGUUUGAUUGAUGAGUUAGUUUUAAAGGAAACUGAUGGUCUCUACUCUGCAUGUGUUCAAGCUAUCGAUUCUGGAAACUAUAACCAAUCAUCUGAAAUUUGUAAUUCAAUCAUUGAUACCAUUUCAGCUGCUGCUGGUCCAUUCAAUGUUUAUGAUGUAACCAAGACUUGUCCUAGUGACCUUCCACUUUGUUACAACUUUACUCUUGCCCAAGUUUAUUUGGACCAACCAUCUGUUCGUCAAUCACUUGGAAUUCCAUCCAAUGUCCAAUGGUCAAUGUGCAGUGGUACCGUCUACCAAGAUAUCAUUGGUGAUUGGUUUGACACUGAAGUCGAGCAUAUCCCAACUCUUCUCGAAGCCGGUAUCGAUGUUCUUGUAUACAAUGGAAACCUUGGUUGGAUUUGCAACUUUAUUGGAUCUGAGCAAUGGGUCCGUGAUAUGAAAUGGAAGGGUCAAUCCCAAUUUAACAAGUCACAAAGACAAAUCUUUUGGAAUGGUCCAACCAUUGCCGGUUGGUUCAAUACUUAUGGUGGUUUAACUUUUAUGAAUAUUCAAAAUGCUGGAAUCGAUGGCUUGAACUACAGCACUGCAUCAGCACCCGAAUUCAUCCAAUGA